Messenger RNA from Porites lobata, 6952 nucleotides. Lineage: Eukaryota; Metazoa; Cnidaria; Anthozoa; Scleractinia; Poritidae. The record is from the annotation of a GenBank genome assembly.
GGCCAAUCAUAUGCGCGUUCUGUGGGUCAUAACCAGACCACUUGAACUACGUCCAACACCAUUUCGUUGGACACGUUCGCUGGUUCACGUGGACUAAAUAAAGCUCUAUUUUGACCGUUUUAAAACCUUUUUUGAAAUAGUUAAAAAAAACUGUUUCCUAAAGCUUAACGGACUUACAAAAUGCCUUCAUUGGAGAGCUGUUCUCGCGGUGCUUUAGCUGCAACACCCGAUCCAGCGACGUUCUAUCGAAGAAAAUAUUUUUGCGCGAGUCCAGCGGGCGGAGGUAAAGGAAAACGCCAUCCAGGCAAAGCUAUUCUCGCAGGUAAGAACUGGCUAUAAAUGACGAGUGAUUCCUUUUACAGACUAUUGUUCUAUAUUGACGUCUUAGGAGCUAAAUAUUUGUAUAUUUUUUGCCUUUCUCUUCGGCCUAAAUAUCGAUAAAAUAUUGUAGCGCGCGAUACUACGUGUCGUGGUUUAUCAUAGCGGAAUUUCGUACACUUCGAUCGUAAGCGAUGCGUAAUGUCAUCUUAACUUUAAAACCCAAGAGUGAAUUAUUUAGAUCGUGAACUUAUCUUGGAUAUUAAAAAAUGUCACACAAUGAUUCAGCUUUCUCGUUUGUAAUAAAAUCCACGUCGUUUGCCCGAUUGAGUACAAAGGUCAGUUUUGUCAACAAUAUUGUGGCCGGGCGAGUAUGAAUCACGUCGAUAGAAUUCUUGUUUACAAAGCCAUACUAUUUCGAGAAGAAAUGUUAGAUUAGCUAUUUAGAGUUUAUGAGAACAGGAUAAGAUUCAGAAGAUUUUAAACUGAUCUUUUCACGUGGCGUGAUUCUGUUUGAGCAAUUAGUGUACGAACUCCUCUUGUUCUGCUGAGAAGCCUUCGAACGCUCUCUCUACGAUUGACAGUACUGUAAGAUUUCUCGAUCGAUGUUUGAACUUAUUUUUCUUCUACCCUUUGAAUGAAACUAACAUUUUAAAGCUUCAAUACUAAAUCUGCUGUCUUCAAGAACUCUAGUUUUCUCAUUUUGCAUGAUGAAAUCCAGUGAAUUCCCUAGUGGGAGUAUUGGGGGUGUGUCAUGUACGUUUCCCAAUAUUUUGUUCUCGCGUGACUGGCGAUGUUUCUCUUGUUAGGAAAAAGAAACCUGAACCCUAUUAGUCAGCAAUAGUCAGGAUAUUUGAUAUCCACACAUACAACCAAUCAGAAUUAACUGUGUUUUCUACGUAAAUCAUUUUUGUUCCCUUUUAUGCCUCAUUGACAAAAGGCCAGUCAAGGUCAUCAGUUGGUAAUUGCAUACAGAUAAAAAUUGUUAUCACUGAUUGGCUGCUACAAGAUUUUCUUGCAAUGACCAGGCAUUAUGAACAUUUUUCUUGGCAUCUUUCCUUUUGAGUUGUGAAUAAAAGCUUUGUAAAAGCUUAACAUACAAAUAAUGUAGUAAAGACAAAAAUUCAUUGUGAAAGAAACUUUGUCUUUUGGUUUUGAUUGCAUUGCCAGGUGACCUCUUCUGCACAAAAGUGGAUGUUGAAAAUUACUAAGUUCUACUCUCAUUGUAGUCUUAUAAAUAACUUAUUAACUUCUUCUGUUCAGUGAUUACAGGGUAAUCUCAGACAUUGGCCUUGAUUUAUUGACUUCGCUAUCUCACUAUCGUGCGGUCAAUACUGGCAUUUCAGGCAACAAGGAUUAACCCUUUAGGCCCCAAGAGAGACCAACAUCAAUUUUCUCCUAACAACAUUAGCAGAUCAUCAAAAGUAAACAUUAUGAGAAUUACUCAAUUGAUUAACAAAGGGAAAAUGUUUUACCAAGUUCUCUCAACUAUUCUUUAAAGAAAUGUAUGGAGAUGAGUCUGGAGAAUUUGUAUUCAGAUCUUGGGGCGUAAAGGGUUAUAAGACCAAUUUUCCCUGUAUUCAUAAAAUGCCGACACUGUAUGUUAUUGUCAAACAGGUGGAAUUGCUGGUGGGCUGGAAAUCUGCUGCACCUUUCCCACUGAAUAUGUUAAAACACAAAUACAGCUUGAUGAGCGAGCUGCCAAACCUGUUUACAAGGGUCCUGUUGAUUGUGCCGUUAAAACUGUAAGGGGUCAUGGCUUUUUUGGUCUCUACAGAGGUCUAAGUUCACUUUUGUAUGGCUCAAUACCAAAAGCAUCUGUAAGGUAAGGUGUUAAAAUUUCAUAUUCUUGUUAAAAUAUUUAAUAUUUUAACAAGAAUAUGAAAUUUGGAGGCUGGUAGAAUUACCAGAUUUGUUGAACAAUUAAGUCCCGAGUUAUGAGACAGUGUGCCACAUUUGAUUCUCCCCCUUAACCUUUCUCUCUAGAGAAGCAACCCUUAUAAACAAUGUUGGCAUUCAAGAGCAGUCAAAUAACACUCUAGAAAGACAUAUUUUUCACAGUGAACUUGUAGAAUAAUAUUGCUAAAACAUGCAUGAAUUGCACAGGCCUGUCAUCGUUAUUUUGUCCAACAGUACUUAACAUAUUGGUAAAAAUCCUAGAUGCAAUGAGGUUUUUCAGGCAGGCAUCAUAUUUCAAUAAUAAUGUUUGCGUGGUGAUUACUAGUGAGUUCAGUGCAACCCAAUGACGACGGAAAUGAGAACUUGAUCAAAAGAAAAACUCUGAACGUACAGUACACUUUUUGGCAGGUUUCAAUGCCGUCAUUGCCCGACUAACAUAAUUUGUCAACUUUGACUGAAAUGGCAAUGUGAUCAACACUUAAAUUAAAUCUCAAAGAUUGUCACUUCAUCAAUGAUGAUUGCCACAACUUUGAUUUUGCCACAAAUAUCCAUACAGAGGCUUUACAUUGUACAUGUAAGGCAAAUCGCUCAUCCUUCCUCAUUCUAGCUAUGGUCCUGAAAUCUUUCUGAACAUUUUUUUUCUGCAGAUUUGCGACAUUUGAGUAUCUGAAAAAUAACAUGAUGGAUGAUAAGGGAAAACUUACGCAAAUGCAGACACUAACGUGCGGGUUAGGAGCAGGGGUAAUGGAAGCAGUGGUCAUUGUUUGUCCAAUGGAGACUGUCAAGGUCAAAUUCAUUCACGAUCAGACCCAGCCAAACCCAAAGUAUAAAGGUUUUUUCAGUGGCGUUGGGACAAUAGUAAGACAAGAAGGUAAACUAUCAGUAGAGGUGUAAACCUUUUACAAUAAGUUAUGGUCAUUUGUCUAUAAAUGGAUUCUGAGAUGCCUAGGCUGACUGCUCUAGCAGAGCCCAGUGGCCCCUGGUGCCCAGAUUUGCUCUUGGGCGACUAGGAAAUCAUAGUUUUUCAUACAAAUCACAUGCUGGGCACCCUUCAAUUUUCCUAAGAGCACUUGGCCUUGGGUAGCCUGAAUUUCGUAGGAGAACUUUGAGUCAUUUGCGCUCCCUCAGUAAUGUCUGAAUCAAGCAGCAGUUAAUGCCGUCCAGUGACAUCAAGUAGUGCUACUCCUAUGCUUCAAUUCAUGAAAAAAGUAAAACAUGAUUUUAAACUGGAAAACCAAGAAAUAUCACUGGGAAAUGUCUACAUGAUAGAGAAUUGCUUUACUCUUUUCGAUCAUAAUUCAUGUUUAACGUUCAAACUGUCAACUGCCUGCAGUACUCUGAACCAGUUCUAAUUCAAUAAUCAAACUCCAGAAUCAAACUUGAUCGCAAUCAUGCAAUGAAAUAAAUAUACAUUAAUGGCCGGUGGAUUUAGAUGUUGCUGAGAAGAGAAAAUGACUCAAAGCAAUCAUCUCAAAUUCAGGCUAGGCCUUGGGGGGAAUCAAAAGCAUUAAGUGUCCAUCUUUGGAGAGGUGUCCAUAUUAUUGAGCCCUUCAACCCCCAAUAUCCACAUAAAAAUCUCCCAACUGAUCUGCUUUAUUUCCAUGAAGAAUUUAGUUGUGAUAAUUUGAUAAAUGAUCAAAGCAUUUCCCCUUGAUGUUCAUUUCAUUAUCUCCCAUAUUUCCCUAAUUUCUCCUGAUGAUGUAUUAAAUAAAAUAGUGUUAAGAAAAAUUGACGUUGGUCUCUCUUGGAACUUUCAAGGAUUAAAACAAAGUUCAUUGUCUUCCUGAACCAUAAAAUUUACUACUUCUUAAAACAUGGAUUGUUGCUGUCACAAUUCUUUCCUCCUUUUCUGUCAAUUGUUGGUGCCUUCUGAGAGGAUUGUCGCCAGUUUUCGGGCCAUGUUGCUUGCUGCUUCUACCCCUUUGGAAGGCCUAACUAGCUGAAAAAUAAAAUACACUAAUAUCCAGUAAAAUGUCUCGACAGGGCUUGGUGGAGUGUACAAAGGGUUAACAGCAACCGUCAUAAAACAAGGAACCAAUCAAAUGAUCCGGUUUUUUGUGUACUCCAAUCUGAAGAAUUACCUUCAAGGUGGAGACCCAUCUAAAGACAUUGGUUCCAUACGUACAUUCAUCAUUGGUGGGAUAGCUGGAGCAGCUAGUGUGUUUGGUAACACACCAGUUGAUGUUGUCAAAACAAGAAUGCAGGUAGGUAACAAAAUCCCUCCUAUCCCUUCCCUAUUUUUAUAUGAAAGGGGCGUGGCUACUUGGGUAAGCAGUACCCCUAAUCAGUUGAUUAAGCGUAUUCCAAAUACAAAUACCAGUAAAACUCUCAAAACCACAUUUCUGGCAUUCAAUGCCUUCUAAGAUCUAGAAAUGAAGGUAGAAUAUGUUAUUUCAUUAUUCAUUUUCCUAACUCUACUUGAUGGCCAUUGUAAAGAGUUUUAACAGUACAUUUUUCCUUUUUUCGUAAAGGGUCUUGAAGCACACAAAUACAAGAACACCCUAGACUGUGUGAUGAGAAUCAUACGAAAUGAAGGGCUCAAGGCGUAAGUAAAUUAUUAUAGUUAUUCUUGGUUUAAAUUAUACUUUUUCAACAAUAAAUGUACUACUUACUGUAAUAACUACAAGGCAUAAAAUUUUCUUUAUUAAGGAGGAGCCAAUACCACCUUAGCUUGUAAUAUCGUUAUUUACCUUGUUUACCCACAAAGCUAUUAAGAGUCCUUAAGAACUCGUUUAAAAAUGUCCCUGCAUUCGAGAUCGAAAUGGAAUUUGGAAGUGUUGGUUUUUAAGGAGAGGGGAAAAUCAGAGUACCUGGAGAAAAACCUCUCGGUGCAAAGGAGAGAACCAACAACAAACUCAACCAACAUGUGGCAUCGACACCGGGAUUUGAACCUGGGUCACAUUAGUGGGAGGCAAGUGUGCCACCACUGCACCUGACUCUACCCAGUUGUCUUCACGUAAUGCGUGCAGCAGGAGCAGGGGGUGGUGGGAAGGAAAAAGGGAGGAAGUCCUCUCUCUCCUUUGCUUUCCUGCUUCCCAUCACACCCCUCGCACCACUAAGGAGAGACGGAGAGGGAUGACUGGGGACAAGUCAGCCACUGCACCACCCUUGCACCAAUUCUGAUGAGUGGAAAAUGAAAAUUAAAAAUAAGUCAAGGUGAAGAAGGGGUAUAUCUAUAACCACAUGACAAAAUAAAAGAACAAAACCCAACAGGAACCGUCUCUUCAGCACCAAGAAAUACCCAUUUAGGAAACAUUUUGAAUAAAAAUGUCUACAUUUACAUUUCUUUCCACAGAUUUUACAAGGGAACAGUGCCCCGGCUUGGCAGAGUUUGUUUUGAUGUGGCCUUUGUGUUCACUUUCUAUGAAAAUGUCAUGAAGCUAUUGGACUAUGUUUGGGAAACCAAUUAAUUAGCUCUUAAAUCUAAUCUAUUCUUCACGUCAUUGCUGAUUUUAAUGAUUCUAUUAUUACCGUUAAUUAUCCCUAUUACUGACACAGACGGUUUUGGAAACAUAAUAUAUUUGGGUUCUAACUUUUAAGAUUGUGGUUGAAAAUGCUAACAGUAUGUUUAGGUCAUCUAGCAGUUCUUUAAAAGUGUUCUUUUGCAUCUUAAUAAUAAUAUAUUUUUUGUAUCAUUUGGGCUUUUAAGAAUUUAAGCAUGAGGAAAUAUCACCUUAAACGAUGAUCAUGUAAUUACUUCUGAGUUUUUCCAGGCUUCUAUUAUUACACCACUGAUAUUUAAUCUUUUGAUUUGAUGCUUGUCACUUUAGAAAGCGUCAAGGGUUUUUUUGGAAUGCACAUUACUGUAGUGUAAAGUUAUGUUUUCAGCUUGAGGAAUUUCAUUUUUUUGGAGCCAUCAAUAAUAAGGUUUCUAGAGCAGCUAAUGCUUAAAUAAUAACAGUAAAUUGUAAUAUUUAGUUAAGAAACCAGAACUUUAUACAUGUAAUUGCAAUUCUCCAGACAAGGACAUAUUUAACUGCAUCCUUUUGCUGUGUAAACAAACACUUACAAUAAUGUUAUGCGGAGACAUAAUGGUGGAUUUAUAAGUUGUGACAAGCAAUAUUAUUUGUAACUUUGGAAAGUACUGUAUUGAGAUUUUUUACUGAAAUAUUUUAACGGUAGGGCUGUCACCCAGAUUUCAUGUGGGAAAUUAAGCAGCUAGGAAGUUUGUUUCUUUGUUUUUCUUUUGUUUCCUGUGACAGUAGCCAGUAAUGCUUGUAGCCAACCCAACCCUUAGUGGCAGACCUGAAAGGGAUAACUUUACAUUUUGGUUCAAAAGCAGUGAGUGAGUAACAUAUAGAUAUGAAUGAUACUACACAAGGCUGUGCUUGAGGGAAACUUGAAAGUAGCCCAGUGCUUUGAACCUGUAAAAUCUAGGGUGCCCAGCGUGUGAUUUCUAAAAAAUAUGUAAGAUUAUGCCACUGUUAUAAUGGGAGGGUUAUGUAUAGAAUGGGAAAUCCCAGACUUGGUGAGACUGUGAAACUCUCGUUUUAAAAUCCAAGGAUGAGAGGACUUAUCCUUUUUCAUCAAAUUGCAGGCCAAGAUGUUACACUUUUUGUGAGGGAAAUCGAGCUCGAGUUACUGAAACUCUAAGAGCUGAAAAGUUUUGAAACAAAUCCUUCUUCAAAAUGUAACUAAAAUUUUGAAAGGGAUUAGAGUGUGAGCACUAUUCUAUCCUUUCAAGAUACUUGUGAAUUUAAACUUGUUGUAUUGCAAAGCUGCCUGCUGAAAUUUG